Messenger RNA from Gymnodraco acuticeps, 6845 nucleotides. Its product is annotated as rapamycin-insensitive companion of mTOR-like. Gene Ontology annotation, cellular component: TORC2 complex. Lineage: Eukaryota; Metazoa; Chordata; Actinopteri; Perciformes; Bathydraconidae. Gene Ontology annotation, biological process: TORC2 signaling; positive regulation of phosphatidylinositol 3-kinase/protein kinase B signal transduction. The transcript is spliced from 38 exons. Gene Ontology annotation, molecular function: protein serine/threonine kinase activator activity. Bases 56 to 5332 code for a protein of 1758 amino acids. The record is from RefSeq and is a predicted model, not a curated record.
CUCUUCUCUCGCGAGAAGCCACGAAGUUUCCGGUGUUGUGUAUGUUCCUGGAAACAUGGCGGCCAGCUUCCGCGGCCGUCCUAUCCGGAGUCUUCGGAUGCGAGGUCGGAAUGACAGCGGAGAGGAAAAUGUACCGCUGGAUCUGACCAGAGAACCAUCAGAAAACUUCCGUGAAAUCCUUCAAAAUGUGGCCAAACCACACGGAGUCAGUAACAUGCGCAAACUGGGCCACCUGAACAACUUCAUAAAGCUGCUAUGCAGUAUCAACCACCGUGAAGAAAACUUUGGGUUUACAUACGAAGAAAUCAUCGUUUGUCUGCGACUAGCUCUACUGAAUGAGGCUAAGGAAGUGCGUGCUGCAGGUUUGCGGGCGCUCCGCUACCUCAUCAGAGACACCACGGUGCUGCAGAAGGUCCUCAGACUACAGGUGGACUAUUUGAUAGCAAGAUGCAUUGACAUCCAGCAGAGCAAUGAGGGUGAGAGGACUCAGGCUCUGAGGCUAGUCCGAAAGAUUAUCACUGUCAAUGCAAUGCUGUUCCCCUCCUCUGUUGCAAACUCUUUAAUUGCCGUGGGCACUGAUGGACUUCAGGAACGAGACCGCAUGGUCCGCGCCGCCAUCGCCAUCGUAUGUGAGCUAGCUCUGAAGAACCCGGAGGUGGUGGCUAAACGUGGCGGCCUCAGCACCAUCCUGAAGAGUGUGAUCGACUGUCAGCUGAGCCGCAUCAACGAAGCACUCAUCACCACCAUCCUCCAUCUACUCAACCACCCACGCACCCGGCAGUAUGUGCGCGUCGAUGUCGAACUGGAGCAAAUCCUCGCACCUUUUACAGAUUUUCACUACCGUCACAACGCAGACACGGCUGAAGGGCAACUCAAGGAGGACAGAGAGGCCCGUUUCUUGUCGAGUAGGAUGGCUAUCGUGGCAGCCUUUCGCUCCUGGUCUGGAAUUAUCAACCUAUGCAAGGCUGGGAAUUCUGGGAUCCAAUCUCUAAUUGGCUUACUUUGCAUACCAAAUAUGGAAGUUAGGAAAGGCUUGUUGGAGGUGUUAUAUGAGAUAUUCAGGCUCCCUGUGCCCAUUAUAACUCAAGACUUCAUGGAAGCUCUUCUUAGUGUUGACCCCGCCCGGUUUCAGGACACCUGGAGACUGUCCGAUGGGUUUCUAGCUGCUGAGGCCAAAGUCAUACUACCCCAUCGGGCCCGCUCUAGACCUGAUCUGAUGGACAACUACCUGGCAUUUGUUCUUUCUGCCUUCAUCUCCAGUGGGCUGUUAGAGGGACUUGUGGAAGUUGUGACCAGCAGCGAUGACCAGCUUGCUGUGAGAGCCACCAUCCUCUUGGGAGAACUUCUACACAUGGCAAACACCAUCCUUCCCCAUUCCCACAGUCACCACCUGCACUGCCUCCCCACCCUCAUCAACAUGGCAGCCUCCUUUGACAUUGCACAGGAAAAACGACUUCGGGCAAGUGCAGCAGUCAACAAUCUCAAGCGUUUCCAUGAAAAGAAGAAGAAAGGUCUGAAACCACACAGUCUUUACCUGGAUCACAUCAUCCGCAAGUCUGUGUCUUCUCAUAACCGCAGAGAGACGCACUCACGUGUCCACAGAGACAUCUACGCUAUAAAGGACACAGAAGAAGCACUGAUGUUGAACCUGAGAGACAGUCACAUUCUGAACCACAAGCAGAACCUGGAGUGGAACUGGUUGCUGAUCGCCACCAUCCUGAAGUGGCCACAUGUAAACCUCAGGAAUAACAAAGAUGAACAAAUGCACAGGUUUGUGCGGAGGCUGCUGUACUUUUAUAAGCCCAGUAGUAAAUUGUACGCAGGGCUGGCGUUGGAUCACCCAAAAGCCAGACAACUCACUGUGGUUGGCUGUCAGUUUAUCGAGUUCCUCAUGGAAUCGGAUGAGGACGGCCAGGGGUACCUGGAGGACCUGGUGAAGGACAUGGUGUCAUGGCUGUCCUCGUCCUCAGGGCUGAAGCCCGAGCGCUGUCUGCAGAGUAACGGCCUGCUCACCACACUCAGCCAACACUACUUCCUCUUCCUGGGGACACUCUCUGCUCACCCACAGGGAGUCAAACUGCUGGAGAAAUGUGGCCUGUUUCAGUGCCUGCUGAAUCUGUGCUCUGUGAAGAACCAGGAUGCUGUGCUGAAACUGGCUAUAUCCACACUGGACUACAGCAGGGACGGUCUGGCCAGAGUGAUCCUCUCCAAGACCCUUACUGCUGCUACUGAUGUGUGCAGGUUGUAUGCCACCAAACACCUCCGUGUGCUGCUACGUGCGAGCGUGGAGUUCUUCAGCAGCUGGGGCAUGGAGCUGCUGGUCACACAGCUCCACGACCACAGCAAGGCUGUGUCCAUGGAGGCUCUGGACAUCCUGGACGAGGCCUGCGAGGACAAGGCCAACCUCCACGCUCUCAUCCAGCUGAAACCAGCUCUGUCCCACCUGGGAGACAAGGGCCUCCUGCUGCUCCUCAGGUUCCUGUCCAUUCCUAAAGGUUUCUCCUACCUCAAUGAGAGGGGGUACGUCAGCAAACAGCUGGACAAAUGGCAGAAGGAAUACAACCUAAAGUACGUGGACCUAAUAGAGGAGCAGCUCAACGAAGCACUUACAACCUACCGCAAACCUGUAGAUGGAGACAACUACGUCAGACGCAGCAACCAAAGGUUACAAAGACCAAAUGUCUAUCUUCCUGUGCACUUGUAUGGUCAGCUGGUCCACGAUAAGACAGGCUGCCAUCUAUUGGAGGCUCAGAGUGUGGUUCCUGACCUCAGCUACACUGUUCGCUCCCCGAUGCUGGACACCUGGGAGGGCAUCAAACAGCUGAAGGCCGCUCUCUGGGCUCUGGGCAACAUUGGCUCUUCAAACUGGGGUCUGAAUCUCCUGCAGGAGGAGAACGUCAUUCCUGACAUCCUCUCGUUGGCUCAGAACUGUGAUGUACUGUCAGUACGAGGAACGUGUGUGUAUGUGCUGGGGGUCAUCUCCAAGACCCGGCAGGGCUGUGAGGUGCUGAAGCAGUACGGCUGGGACGCAGUCAGACACAGCCGCAGGACGCAGUGGCCGGUCACUCCAGAAGAGGUCGACGCACAGCUGACCUCUGAACUCUCCUCAGUCCCGAGCACGCUCAGUCUGAACUCUGAGUCCACCAGCUCGCGCCACAACAGCGAGAGCGAGUCUCAACCAAACAUGUACAUCCUUGACGACGACAAGUGUGAUGUCCUGGACCCCUCAGAUGAGCCCUCUUACUUUCUACACUCCAAACCAGCGAAGGACCGCAGCCCCUUCACCAUCCUGGCCUCCACCCGCUUCGUCCGCACUCGCUUCCUCAACUCCCUGUCCCUCCCGAGCAAGAAGCUGCGCUCCACCAGCGACCCCAAGAUCCCCUCAGGCUCUCGCACCCCCACUGAACUCAAGAUGGGCAGCAUGAAGCGGAACAGGACGGUGACGGAGCCUUCUAUCUACAGCCCCAACCAAGACGUCUUCACCCCUGUUUUUAACGGCAGAGGAAUGCCCAAGAGUCCCACGGUCAGCCUGGAGACGUCCUUUGUCGGGACGAGGGGGGGCUCUGAGGAGCAGCUCGUAGAGGGCGGGCUGGCCAGGGUAGGGGGCUCCUCCCUCGGGUUGAGUGGCCUCGCAGGGCAUGGUGCGGGGGAGCAGCCCAGCCGAGAGAGGGAGCAGAGCAGCCGGGAGCGUCUAGCAGGGGACGGCGGCUCCUCGUUGAGUGGAGGAAACGUGGGGGGGGUCGGCGGAGGUACUCAGUUUAAAAGCCGCAGUCAGAGCUUUAACACGGACACCACCACCAGCGGCAUCAGCUCCAUGAGCUCCAGCCCCUCCAGGGAGACCGUGGGAAACCCCGAUAAUCCCGAACCAGAACCUGACUCCUCUGACUGCGUGAGCCUCAACACUGUGGUGUCGGCCAAGACUGUCAAAACGCUCUCCUCACUCACCCCCCAGGCUCAGACCAACCACAUGUCCACUUCCAAGUCCGCCACCGCCUCUCUGGUACCGCCUGGCUCCUCCCACACUCUCCCCCGCAGAGCCCAGUCCCUCAAGUCUCCUUCCCUGAACACCAUGAAGAACCUGGCCGACUGCAGCUUCAUGUACACCAGCCCGCGGGACGCCCUGGGCUACGCCACGCUGAAGAGGCUGCAGCAGCAGAGGAUCCAGCCGUCUCUGUCUCACAGUGAGGCGCUGGCUUCACCCGCCAAAGACGUGCUGUUCACCGACACCAUCACCAUGAAGACCGGCAGCCUGGACUCCAGGUUAACGCCUCGCAGGAUAUCAGACAGGAGGGGUACCUGUCCAGAGCCCCCCGUCAUAAGUCCAUACCGCAGGCUGUCCAGAACACUUGUCCCGCGGUUCCUGAAGGCGCUCAGCUUUGCCUCUCUGGAUAAAGAGGAGCUGCUCAGUCCCAUCAACCAAAGCACUCUGCACCGCUGCUCCUCAGUGCGCUCCAUGGUCUCUAGCGCCACCUACGGGUGCAGCGACGACUACGUGGGCCUGGCUCUGCCCAUGGACAUCAACGACAUGUUCCACAUCAGAGACUCGGCCUACUUUCAGCAGAGGAUCAGCCCCCCGUCGGAGGAGCGCAAAAGCUUCCUCUUUGGAGAUGGAGACGGUACCGCCCCCCCCCUCCCCUCCCUGAAGCAGCAGUUCAGCAUCUCCGAGCUGAUCGUGUGCCGCGGCGACAGCCAGACCCACACGGUGGGUUUGGACGAGACGGGCCUGCAGGAGCACACCGAGGAGAACUGCCUCUACUGCGUGGGGUCCAGCGUGCUCGGAUACCCCACUCGGCCGCCCAUCAACAACACACACCCCCGCACAGAAUUUGUGGAUUUCCAGCCGUGGGGAGCGCAGAGCGGCCAUCGCCUGGAGGUCAUGCCUCAGUCCAAGUUAUCCGGCGUGUCGGGCUGCAGCGAAGCCGGCGUGUCCCAGGGGUCCGUCUGCAGCACGCCCAUCCCCGCGGACAUCGUCAUAGGGAAGACUACGAGCAGCAAGUCGAUAUCAGAAGACGGCCCCGCCUCCCGAGUCCUGCUGAGGAAGGAGGUGCUCCGCCUCAUCAUCAACCUCAGCUCCUCUGUAGGGACCAAAGGCCACGAAACAGGACUACUGACGAUAAAGGAGAAGUUCCCCUACGCGUUUGACGACAUCUGCCUGUACUCCGAGGUUUCUAACCUCUUAGCCCACUGCAUGUUCCGCCUGACCUCCAGACGCUUCAUACAGGAACUCUUCCAGGACGUGCAGUUCAUGGCGAUGUACGAGGAAGCAGAGGGGAUCCUGAUGAAGAUACCAAAACCUGUUGAAGAGGACGAAGACGCUCCUGCAGAAUCCUGAUCCUCCUCCUCCUCCUCCUCAUGUGUCCCCUGCCACCCUACCAACAUGAACAAAUGGACUGACAGAGUAUAAUAUGUAACGUUAGGAAGGCGUCUGGAAUGUUUCUGUUACUCAGACCGAGUACCAUAGCCAAGGAAGAAGAGGAAGUGGUCAUCGCUCGCCUUUCUUGGAAACGAAGGAUGUCGAUAUCUGUAAACACAAUUCAACCCGACACGCUGUUCAAGACUUUUUUUAACAGGAAAAAGGGGGGAGCAGUUUUACCAAAUACUGUUUUCAGAAGGGUCGGCAAUCUUGAGCAACACUCACAAUAAUACAUCAACAUAAUGCUAAAGGAUCAUUAGGACAAAGGCUCUCGUUGUGUUUUUAAAGAAGAAGAAAAAAGUAACAUUUGAUCUCUUUCCGGAGAUGGUGGUUUUUCCUGUAAUGAAUUGAAUAAGGCAUGUUGUUGUGUCUACCCAGUGAUUCCUCUGCCCCCCCCCCCCGCGUUAUUUUCUCCUUAUGAAACAAAACACUACAGAAGGGUCCUGCUGUUUUUCAAACUCAUGUGGAGCCUUCCUGGUUCAUAUCUCACCCCGACUUGUGAUCUGUUCGCCCCACAUAACCUGCUUCUCCUUCCUCACCUCUUCCUACAACCUGUAGCCUCUCGUCAGCACAGAAAGCCAAUUACUUUUCUAUGACUUGUAUCUCAGACAAUCAAACAUCAUUAGUAUUGUAUUUUCUAAAGCACUAUAUAAGUACACAAGGAGAAUAGCAUGUGAUUGAAUGCUAGUUUAUUCCAUCCUUUACUUGCUUAGGACCUUUUUAAUGUUUUUCUUCAGCUCCUCAGGAGGUGGGCUAAUCUUGUGGAAAGAUUAUAAGUUAUUUCUAGAUUGAUUCAUUACAGAUUUAGUACCAAAUCUCUGCUUCUUACCUCUGUGCUUCACCUCCACUGCAUGUGCAACAAGCAUGGCAAUGUUGUAACGUCACCUUAACGUGUUUCUUGCUUGUAACUUAAAAAUAAUAAUAAUAAUAGAUUGCCAUUACAUGCUGCCAUCACAUUGUUGGAAUAUAAUGACCCCUGAAUCUGUUUCCACAAUGCAAUAUCACUGUCUGUCAUUGGCUGAGAUGGAGGAGGGGGAGUGUGAUGACUUAAGGAUUUGUAAAAGGUUUCCAGGGAAACUGGGGAUCUCUGUUUCCAUUGGCUUGUUUUUGCUAUAAUGCUGCUACACAAAUGGACUCAUAGAAAGAUGAUUCAUAGAUCAGCUGAGUGAUGUCAGAUCCGAUCUAUUUAUUAUAUGUCUGUACCAUAGAGUGAGCUCGACCAGAGAAGAAAAAAAAAGUUAUUUAUAUUUUUUCCUCAAGACUGUAUUAUAAUUUAAAAAAGAUUUUUCUCUUCUUUUGUUUGUUGCCUGAAUCGUGGUUUCCCUUGUAAAAUGUGUACAGUAUGUUUUUGGGGGCAUUGAUGACCUAAAGAAACAUACAAUCCUAUCAAAGGGAUGCAUUGUUAAUAAAACAAAAUUUGAAAUACCCAAAA